Cercocebus atys (sooty mangabey) is the source of this 3034-nucleotide messenger RNA. RefSeq names its product interleukin 12 receptor, beta 2 (gene IL12RB2). The record is from RefSeq and is a predicted model, not a curated record. Gene Ontology annotation, cellular component: signaling receptor complex; external side of plasma membrane; membrane. Gene Ontology annotation, biological process: cytokine-mediated signaling pathway. Lineage: Eukaryota; Metazoa; Chordata; Mammalia; Primates; Cercopithecidae. The transcript has 16 exons. Gene Ontology annotation, molecular function: cytokine receptor activity; cytokine binding. The coding region runs from base 136 to 2793 and encodes 885 amino acids.
GAAAUCUAAAGGGUGUAAAUACGUCAGCCACACGAAGAAGCUAGGGAAGAGGAUUCUAGCAGAGGAUUUGGAAAACGUGAAGUUCUCUAGGCAGCAAAGGGCAUUGUUCAAGGAACAGUCUGAAGGCCAGUGUGAAUGGAAAAGAGUGAACCAGGCAAAAAUGAAGAAUACAAAGUUCUAUACCAGAGUCGAUUGUUGAUGGCACAUACUUUUAGACGAUGCUCACUGGCACUUAUUUUUAUAACCAUGUGGCUGUUGAUUAAAGCAAAAAUAGAUGAGUGCAAGAGAGGCGAUGUGACUGUGAAGCCUUCCCGUGUAAUUUUACUUGGAUCCACUGUCAAUAUUUCAUGUUCUUUGAAGCCCAGACAAGGCUGCUCGCCCUAUUCCAGACGUAACAAGUUAAUCCUGUACAAGUUUGACAGAAGAAUCAAUUUUCACCAUGGCCACUCCCUCAAUGCUCAAGUCACAGGUCUUCCCCUCGGUACAACCUUGUUCGUCUGCAAACUGGCCUGUAUCAAUAGUGAUGAAAUUCAAAUAUGUGGAGCAGAGAUCCUAGUUGGUGAUGUCAAGGUGGCCACGGUCCUUAGGAUAAUGUGUGGAACUGCCCUGGGGAGCCAAGAUGACAGCAGGAAAGUAGUACAUAAAACAUCUUGCUACACAUGGUUAUGUUUUGUUUACAGGUUAAGUGGACCAAAAAAUUUAACCUGGCAGAAGCAAUGUAAAGAUCAUUAUUGUGACUAUUUGGACUUUGGAAUCAACCUCACCCCUGAGUCACCUGAAUCCAAUUUCACAGCCAAGGUUACUGCUGUCAAUAGUCUUGGAAGCUCCUCUUCAUUUCCAUCCACAUUCACAUUCUUGGACAUAGUGAGGCCUCUUCCUCCGUGGGACAUUAGAAUCAAAUUUCAAAAGGCUUCCUCCGUGAGCAGAUGCACCCUUUAUUGGAGAGAUGAGGGACUGGUACUGCUUAAUCGACUCAGAUAUCGGCCCAGUAACAGCAGGCUCUGGAAUAUGGUUAAUGUUACAGAGGCCAGAGGAAGACAUGAUUUGCUGGAUCUGAAACCAUUUACAGAAUAUGAAUUUCAGAUUUCCUCUAAGCUACAUCUUUAUAAGGGAAGUUGGAGUGAUUGGAGUGAAACAUUGAGAGCACAAACACCAGAAGAAGAGCCUACUGGGAUGUUAGAUGUCUGGUACAUGAAACGACACAUUGACUACAGUAGACAACAGAUUUCUCUUUUCUGGAAGAAUCUGAGUGUCUCAGAGGCAAGAGGAAAAAUUCUCCACUAUCAGGUGACCUUGCAGGAGCUGACAGGAGGGAAAGUUAUGACACAGAACAUCACAGGACACACCUCCUGGACCACAGUCAUUUCUAGAACCGGAAAUUGGGCUGUGGCUGUGUCUGCAGCAAAUUCAAAAGGCAGUUCUCUGCCCACUCGUAUUAACAUAAUGAACCUGUGUGAGGCAGGGUUGCUGGCUCCUCACCAGGUGUCUGCAAACUCAGAGAGCAUGGACAGCAUUCUGGUGACUUGGCAGCCUCCCAGGAAAGAUCUCUCUGCUGUUCAGGAGUACGUGGUGGAAUGGAGACAGCUCCAUCCAGGGGAUGACACACAGAUCCCUCUAAACUGGCUGCGGAGUCCCUCCUACAAUGUGUCUGCUCUGAUUUCAGAGAACAUAAAACCCUACACCUGUUAUGAAAUCCGUGUGUAUGCACUCUCAGAGGAUCAAGGAGGAUGCAGCUCCAUCCUGGGUAACUCUAAGCACAAAGCACCACUGAGUGGCCCCCAUAUUAAUGCCAUCACAGAGGAAAAGGGGAGCAUUUUAAUUUCAUGGAACAGCAUUCCAGUCCAGGAGCAAAUGGGCUGCCUCCUCCAUUACAGGAUAUACUGGAAGGAACGGGACUCCAACUCCCAGCCUCAGCUCUGUGAAAUUCCCUACAGAGUCUCCCAAAAUUCACAUCCAAUAAACGGCCUGCAGCCCCGAGUGACAUAUGUCCUGUGGAUGACAGCUUUGACAGCUGCUGGCGAAAGUUCCCAAGGAAAUGAGAGGGAAUUUUGUCUGCAAGGUAAAGCCAAUUGGAUGGCAUUUGUGGCACCAAGCAUUUGCAUUGCUAUCAUCAUGGUGGGCAUUUUCUCAACGCAUUACUUCCAGCAAAAGUUAUCUGUUUUCCUAGCGGCCCUCAGACCUCAGUGGUGUAGCAGAGAAAUUCCAGAUCCAGCAAAUAGCACUUGCGCUAAGAAAUAUCCCAUUGCAGAGGAGAAGACACAGCUGCCCUUGGACAGGCUCCUGAUAGACUGGUCCAUGCCUGAAGAUCCUGAACCCCUGGUCAUCAGUGAAGUCCUUCAUCAAGUGACCCCAAUUGUCAGACGUCCCCACUGCUCCAACUGGCCACAAAGGGGAAAAGGAAUCCAAGGUCAGCAGGCCUCAGAGAAAGACAUGAUGCACACUGCCUCAAGCCCACCACCUCCAAGAGCUCUCCCAGCUGAGAGCAGACAACUGGUGGAUCUGUACAAGGUGCUGGAGAGCAGGGGUUCCUACCCAAAGCCAGAAAACCCAGCCAGUCCCUGGACGGUGCUCUCAGCGGGCAACCUUCCCACCCACGAUGGCUACUUACCCUCCAACAUAGAUGACCUCCCCUCACAUGAGGUGCCUCUCACUGACUCUCUGGAAGAACUGGAGCCUCAGCACAUCUCCCUUUCUGUUUUCCCCUCAAGUUCUCUUCACCCACUCACCUUCUCCUAUGGUGAUAAGCUGACUCUGGAUCAGUUAAAGAUGAGGUGUGACUCCCUCAUGCUCUGAGUGGUGAGGCUUGGAGCUUUAAAGUCAGUGUGCCCCCAACCAGCACAGCCUGUCCCAAUUCCCCCGGCCCCUGCUCCAGCGGCUGUCAUCUCUGGGUACCGCCAUCAGUCUGGCUGCAGCUAGAGGACAGUCAAGCCAGCUCUGGGGGAGUCUUAGGAACUGGGAGUUGGUCUUCACCCAGAUGCCUCAUCUUGCCUUUCCCAGGGCCUUAAGAUGACAUCCUUCACUGUGUGGACCUAGA